UUAGAACCCUGCUGGUUGAGUUUUCUGAUGAAGAUUGCAGAUAUUUGUUAGAAUUUUGGAGUGUGUUCAUUGCUUAAUUGAAAGGUAAUUCAGGUAUGAAUCAUAAGCAAGUAUUGCCAGCAGAUAAUUCUACACAUUUUUCAGAAUAUUAGCAUUGGUAAUAUAAGUAUAUAUGUUCUUAAUGUCUCUUGCUAAUAUUGACAGCUGUUAUUGUCACCAAAAGGGAGUAUUCAUACAUAAUAUUUGAACCAAAGCAUCUGCCAUUACAAAAUAUCCCUUAACUUAAUAGGAGCAACUUUCAGAGGCAGAACAGGGUAUAAUUAUGAACUCGAAUCACAGCAGUGAAUUUAGAGUAAAUUUUUGUUACCAGAAUUAGAUGAAGAAAAUAGUACGGAUC
Paramecium octaurelia is the source of this 397-nucleotide messenger RNA. The record is from the annotation of a GenBank genome assembly. Lineage: Eukaryota; Ciliophora; Oligohymenophorea; Peniculida; Parameciidae.